AUGAGAAAGCCGUUACUUGCAGUAUUCUUUGCAAUUGCAGGAGUUUUUUGUCAAAAUGCGGAUGAGUACAAAAUACAGUCUUUGCCUGGUAUUGAUAUCACCACACUAAAGUUUUCGCAAUACGCUGGACAUAUCGAGCUGUCCAAGAAGAGUAACUCAAACAUCUUCUUUUGGAUGGUGGAACAAGAAGAAAAGACAGAUCCUCAGAAACUUAUUAUAUGGCUUAAUGGUGGACCUGGGUGUUCAAGUAUGGAUGGUCUAUUUUUGGAAAACGGUCCUUUUAGAGUCAAGAAGGAUUUAUCACUAAGCAUCAAUAAAGGUGGAUGGCAAAAGUAUGCUACCAACAUAUACGUGGACCAGCCUGUCGGAACAGGUUACAGUUUUGCAGACUGGGAUAGCUACAUGCAUAAUAUGACGCAGAUCACUGAAGAGUUUGUCCAGUUUAUGGAUAAACUAUAUGAGAUAUUCCCAAAACUCCGUCAGCAAGACUUGUAUAUCGCUGGUGAAAGCUUUGCUGGCUCAUAUAUUCCUUAUUUUGCAAAUCGUAUAUUAAAGUUAAAUAGAGAAAGAGAUCAACCGUUUAAGCUGAAAGGAAUCGCUAUUGGAAAUGGUUGGAUAUCUGCAAAACAUCAAUAUAGCGCUUAUUAUGAUUUUAGUAUACAGCAUGGCCUCGUGUCGGACAAUCGUAUGGAUUUGAUAGAAUCACAUUUCAAAGAAUGUCAACGAGAUAUUGCCAAGAAAGAAACCAUACAUAUUUCCUCUUGCGAAAAAGUGCUGACAGACGUGACAGACAGCAAUAUUCGAGAGAACAAGGAUAUGAAGAAGGUCUGUCUGAAUGUGUAUGACAUACGAAUGAAAGACGAGCCCUAUCCAGAAUGUGGAUUGAGCUGGCCAUAUGAGCUUGCAGAUGUCACCCGAUACCUGAGACUUGAUGAAGUUAAACGAGCUAUUCAUGCAGAGAAGCAAUCAUUGGGCUGGAAAGAAUGUACAUCGCUUGUUUCAAUAGAACUUAAUGGGGAUGAGAGCAGCUCAUCUUAUUAUUUACUACCUGAUAUUCUGGAAGAAAUUCCUGUGCUAUUAUACAACGGGGAGUAUGACCUAGUAUGUAAUACAUUGGGUAUCGAGUACUUAAUUGGUAACAUGACCUGGAAUGGGUCAAAGGGAUUUAAGAAAGGAACCAAAAAGGAAGAAUGGAAGGUGAAUGAUAAGCUUGCCGGAUAUGUCACCCGGGAUCGUAAUUUGACUUAUGUGAUGAUCAAAGACGGUAGUCACAUGGUUCCAUAUGAUAAACCCACAGAAUGCCUUGAUAUGAUCAAUCGCUUUAUUCAAGUUGAGCAUAGCCAAGCAGAUAAUAAAGGAAAGGAGAAGCCAUCAGAUAAAGAAGAAGAAGAAGAGGAGAAGGAGGACAAGCCAUCAGAUAAAGAUACAAAACAAGAGGACAAGGAACAAGCAAUUGAACAAGAACCAACAAAUGGACGGUCUAAAUACUAUAACUGGGGCACAGGGGUAUUUGUCGUUGUUCUAUUUGUAGCUCUUGCUUUAUGCUGUUGGUGCUUCGGAAGCAGACGACCUUCCCCAACUGCCAAAUUCGGCGGAGCUCCCCAACGUGAACGUGAAGGGGUUCGCAAGCAAGGCGUGAUGGGCUAUUUGAAGAACUUAGUCAGUCGCAAAACGAACAAUCGAAAGAUAUUACGUUUAGGUGACCAAGACGAAACGAAUGAGCUGGAUGAAUUAGUGGUUGAGACACCUACUCUCUUUGAAGCUGAAGAAAACUUUGAAGAAUCACAGCCUGGGCCUGAAGGAAACAAACCAUCAGACCAUCAUCAUUUUACGAUUGAUGAUGAACAUGAUGACGAAGAAGAAAGUGAUUUUGAUUUUGCAGACUGGGAUGAAGAAUCAACAUUAAGAAAGAACAAGAAAUAA
Molecule: messenger RNA, 1923 nt
Organism: Rhizopus microsporus ATCC 52813
Lineage: Eukaryota; Fungi; Mucoromycota; Mucoromycetes; Mucorales; Rhizopodaceae
Product: alpha/beta-hydrolase
Exons: 13
Coding region: 1-1923 (640 amino acids)
Biological process (GO): proteolysis
Molecular function (GO): serine-type carboxypeptidase activity
Source: RefSeq, a predicted model, not a curated record